This is a messenger RNA of Rotaria sp. Silwood1, 438 nucleotides long. The record is from the annotation of a GenBank genome assembly. Lineage: Eukaryota; Metazoa; Rotifera; Eurotatoria; Philodinida; Philodinidae.
AUGAUGGGAUAUAGAACUAUGAGCGAUGAUAGCGAUUUUUUAAAUGGCUUUCAAUGGGAACAACUCAUUUCAACAUAUUUACCGAAUUUAUAUGAACUGAAAUUUCGUAUUGCACCAUGGAAGACGAGAUUGAAUAAUCAAUUAAUAGAUUCAUUUAAAACAGAUUUUUGGAUUCAACAUAAAUGGUUUGUUGAUUUUGAUGAUGGCAUACUUUAUACAACACCAUACAUCGUAUUACAUAUUGAAGUAAACGACACAUAUCCUUUUCCAGUGUUACGAUUACUAUUACAUGAAAUGAAAUCAUUGCGAUUUAUUAGUAUUAAAUCAGAUACAUUUAAAUAUGAAGUUGAAGAAAUAUUGGCAUUAUUAAAAGAAGUAUUAAACGGAAUUGAAUAUCAAGUAAACAUAAAACGGGAUAUAUUAUCAAUUUGGUUUUAG